AACAUGAGAGCAUGUUGCACCAAACAAAAAAAAAUAAACAUCAGAGCAUAAGAAAGCAGCGAAGAAUGCUUAGCUCAAGCAGACUCCAUCAUCCACUUCAAUGGACACAAUUUUACUCUCUCUCCUCCCGUUUUGCUCUUCUCUCCUUCCCCAAUUCUUCCUUCUCCCCACUUCUUCGCCCUUCUAACAACCCUUCACUCAAACUUCACUCCAUCACAAAUCCCAAAGUUCAUGCCAUGGGAAAAACAACUUUAUCCCCCAAAGAAACCGACUUUGCUUCAAGUGCUGAUUUGCAGUUUGAGUCACCGUUAAAAAUAGUGGAGUAUCCAGACCCAAGACUUCGAGCGAAGAAUAAACCAAUUGAUAAAUUUGAUGACAAUUUGAAGAAGUUGGUUAGUGAAAUGUUUGAUGUUAUGUACAAAACUGAUGGGAUUGGACUCUCUGCUCCUCAAGUAGGCAUUAAUGUCCAGCUCAUGGUAUUUAAUCCUGUUGGCGAACGUGGUGAGGGGGAAGAAAUUGUUCUUAUAAAUCCAAGUGUGAGCAAGUACUCGCUAAAGACGAGAGAUUUUGAAGAAGGCUGUUUAUCAUUUCCUGGAUUAUAUGCUAAUGUACAGAGACCAGAAUCUGUCAAGAUUGAUGCCAAGGAUAUAAGUGGUUCAAGAUUUUCAGUUACUUUGUCAAGCCUUCCUGCUCGUGUAUUCCAGCAUGAGUUUGACCAUUUGCAGGGUGUCCUCUUCUUUGAGAGAAUGACAGAAGAAGUUCUUGACACUAUACGUGAAGGGUUAAAGGCAUUGGAGAUGAAUUAUGAGAAAAAUACCGGAUUGCCAAGUCCUGAGAAAAUUGAAGCUCGUCCCAAGAAGAUUGAAACUCGGAUCAGAAGGAAUGCCGGUGUUGGCUUUGGAAAAUCUUGAUUAUAGACAUUGUCCGAGGGAUCUCCGUCAAAUUUUGAAGGUUGAUUAUCCUUCAUAGCCUAAGUUUCCUUCUCUUCUAAACCUCUUUUAGCCAAAAUUAUGUUCUAAGCUUAAACAUUCUUAUAAUCCACUACCAGAUAAAGUACUAAGCUAAUGUUGUUAGGUUUUUAGGAGCGGGUGUUGGUGAAAAAGUGUAUAUCAUAUGGUGCUCCUCCAGAUAUAGACUGCCAUAAGUUUGAGAUUCAGCAAUUGUACAUUUACUAUAGAUUUCAAUUCUUUUUGUUAAUAUAUGCUUAUUUAUUUGCCUUA
Molecule: messenger RNA, 1220 nt
Organism: Beta vulgaris subsp. vulgaris (sugar beet)
Lineage: Eukaryota; Viridiplantae; Streptophyta; Magnoliopsida; Caryophyllales; Amaranthaceae
Product: peptide deformylase 1B, chloroplastic/mitochondrial
Exons: 6
Coding region: 12-911 (299 amino acids)
Biological process (GO): peptidyl-methionine modification
Cellular component (GO): mitochondrion; chloroplast
Molecular function (GO): peptide deformylase activity
Source: RefSeq, a predicted model, not a curated record